Molecule: messenger RNA, 1131 nt
Organism: Chelonoidis abingdonii (Abingdon island giant tortoise)
Lineage: Eukaryota; Metazoa; Chordata; Testudines; Testudinidae
Product: lysozyme g-like
Biological process (GO): peptidoglycan catabolic process; defense response to Gram-positive bacterium
Cellular component (GO): extracellular region
Molecular function (GO): lysozyme activity
Source: RefSeq, a predicted model, not a curated record
AGCCAUCUUCUAGGAGAAGGGAAGCUGAAGACAGACCUGGAUUUAUUUUCUGACUCUCUCGGGUGCUUGAGAAGAACCGCUCCCAUGCUACUAACGCUGAUGAUUCUGGGCCUUGCUGCCCUUUUUGGUACUUCUGAGAGUCAGACUGGAUGCUUUGGUAACAUAAACAAGGUUGAUACCACUGGGGCUUCCUGUAAAACUGCAAGACAAGAAGGUUUAGAUUACUGUGGAGGUCCUGCAUCAGAAAAGAUUGCUGAGAGGGACUUAAAUAAUAUGAACAAAUAUAAAGCCAUCAUUAAGAGCGCUGGCAAAAAAAAAUGUGUAGAUCCAGCAGUGAUCGCUGGUAUCAUCUCUCGGGAGUCACAUGCUGGAACUCUCCUAAAGGCUGGCUGGGGCGAUAACGGCAAUGCAUUUGGUUUGAUGCAGGUCAGUUGAUAAAACCACCAUAGUAUUGUUGGACGGUGGAAUGGUGAAGAUCAUCUCCUUGAUGCUACACAAAUCCUUAUCGAUAUGAUUAAGGGAAUCCAGAAAAAAUUCCCCAGAUGGACAAAGGAACAACAGCUGAAAGGUGGGAUUUCUGCCUACAAUGGAGGACUAGGAAAUGUCCGAAGUUAUGAAAAUAUGGAUAGGGGCACACCCGGCGAUGAUUAUGCCAAUGAUGUCGUUGCACGAGCCAAGUUUUAUAAGAGAAAAGGAUAUUGAAUCUGAGAGUUCUCUUCUUUCAGAUAAAUUGUGGCGCAUAUGAUUAUCUGUCUGAUGUACAUUAGAGACACUGUAUGUUUGGGGGAAGAUUAAAACCUGUAUCCUGAAAAUCCUUAUUGAUGCAUAUAGGCCCACUGACUGCAGUGGGAAGAAUUGCUUCAAUAAGGGUUUGCAGUCUCAGGCAUCAGAUUUUUAAAUUAUGCAAUCAGUAAACAUUAGUUAUAUGGUAACUUUAAAACAUUUGGUCUCUAUCUGACCAAGGAAUCAUUAACCAGAGUAUUGAUAAUAUCCUAUCCUAUUCUGAUUAUUUCUCUGAUUUAUUAAAGCUGCUCUGUCUAGCUAUUGUUAGUCUUCUACCUUCCCAUUUUUACUCAUAUAUAUAUUUCAAUAUCUGCUGUUGUCUUAAGAAAUAAAAAGGGGAAAGUAAUC